GGUUAGUUGUUUUUGGGGCUUUUUUAUAAGAGUAUCCAACUGGGUUGUCAGUUAUCAGUCCGAAAACUCUCCAUUUUUGUCCAAGAAUUUCUUCUUACUUUCCCCCUCAAUCUUUCUUGUACCUGGAAACCCAGAAAAAGACUUGUCUUUUUUUACCUCUUAAGGCCAAGGAGUGCAUCAGCCCUGACUGUUCCGUUUGCAGGUUACAGAUUUUUGUUAGGAUCGAUGGGGGAGAGCUGCUGUAUGAUUAAGAAUGAUGUUACUGAAUUAAUAGGAAACACUCCGAUGGUAUACUUGAACAAUAUUGUGGAUGGUUGUGGGGCACGAAUUGCGGCCAAGCUUGAGAACAUGGAACCUUGCUCUAGUGUUAAAGACAGGCAUGCGACUAUAUUAUACAUGCUACAACUUGCUUCGAUUGCACAUAGUAUGAUCAAAGAUGCCGAGGAUAAAGGCCUCAUAACACCAGGGAAGUCGGUGCUAAUUGAGCCUACCAGCGGCAACACAGGCAUUGGAAUGGCAUUCAUAGCAGCAGCAAAAGGUUACAGAGUUAUUCUUGUCAUGCCAUCUUCAAUGAGCAUUGAGAGAAGGAUUGUCCUUUUGGCCCUUGGAGCUGAGGUUGUCCUAACAAAUCCAGCCAAGGGCUUUAAUGGGGUCUUGGAGAAGUCUGAAGAGAUACUAAGCAAGACCCCAAAUGGUUACAUGCUUAGGCAAUUCGAGAAUCCUGCGAAUCCAAAGAUCCAUUACGAAACUACUGGACCGGAGAUUUGGAGGGAUUCGGCGGGCAAAGUUGAUGCAUUGGUUUCUGGUAUAGGGACUGGAGGUACUGUGACUGGAGCUGGCCAGUUCCUCAAGGAGAAAAACCCAGAUAUCAAGGUAUAUGGUAUAGAGCCGGUGGAAAGUCCUGUCUUGAAUGGAGGAAAGGCUGCUCAACAUAAGAUCCAAGGAAUUGGUGCUGGGAUCAUCCCUCCAGUAUUGAAUCAGGAUUUGCUUGAUGAAGUCGUUACGGUGUCAAGUGAAGAAGCCAUCGAAACAGCCAAGCUGCUGGCUUUGAGAGAAGGGUUGCUGGUUGGGAUAUCAUCAGGUGCUGCAGCUGCUGCUGCAAUCAAGCUGGGGAAGAGGCCUGAAAACAGCGGCAAACUCAUUGUUGCAAUCUUCCCUAGUGCUGGCGAGCGGUACCUGUCUACUGCACUAUUUGAAUCCAUUAGGAGUGAAGCAGAAAAGAUGACCAUACAGGACUGAAAUUGGCCGCUUCAAGUUUGGAACAAGUUUCCACUCUUUCUCCUGAGCAAGGUGUGUCUUUGCUUAAUACACACCUUGUGGAACUUCUGGCGCCAUUGUCAUUUGACCGAAAAUUCUGAUUUCUUCGUUGAAAGUUUCCGAGUCCAAUUUGUUUGGUGUACUCUUUAUAGGAGAAGUUUCCAUUGUUACCUCUGGACAUUGCAGUUAAUAAGAGACGUUCGUUUAUCAUUAAAAAAAAUCACUUGUUACCAC
Messenger RNA from Linum tenue, 1491 nucleotides. The record is from the annotation of a GenBank genome assembly. NCBI's taxonomy places the organism in Eukaryota, Viridiplantae, Streptophyta, Magnoliopsida, Malpighiales, Linaceae.